UCGAAUUUUGCAGGUUUACAGUGUGAUGUAGCUAUUAAUGAAUGUGCUCGUAAACCGUGUCCAGUACAUAGAAUGUGUGUACCGGAUUCUUCUCCUCUGGGUUACAGCUGUGAUUGUCCUCCAGAAAAAAGUGGUCCUUUAUGCGAUUGGGAAAAAGAAAUAUUGUGUGAAGAAUCAAGCUGCUAUGAAGAAAAGAAACCAAUUUCAUUUGGAGGCAAGAGUUACGCAUGCUACAUUUUGGCAGCAUCGAUCGAUCGUCACCUUAGUGUAGUAUUACGAAUAAGAACCAAACAAUCGACUGGAAAUUUGAUGUUUGCUGCAGGAGUACAAGAUUAUAGCAUCUUAGAGAUCGAAAAUGGCCUGAUCCGGUACAGACUGGACUGCGGUAGCGGAGAAGGCGUGAUAAGGGUGGAAAGAGCGCCGGUGAACGACGGCAAUUGGCACGAGAUACGUUUGGAAAGAAGAGGAAACACGGCGGAAUUAGUGGUGGAUCGGAGACAUCGAGCCUCGGGCACCUCGCCCGGAUUUUACGAAGUUCUAAACCUGGACGGAAGCGACGUGUACUUCGGAGCGGAGGUGCGUUCCGCCGGUUACGCCGACGUCAGAAUGGGAUUCGUAGGAUGCAUGGACGAAAUAUUAAUCAACGGAAUCUCCCUCCCUCUUCACGUCACGGCCGGAAACCCGGUGGCCACUCUCAGAAGGUUCGUCAACGUGGACUUUCAUUGCCGAACUCUUUUCGAUCCCGGCGUCUGCGGAAGCCAGCCCUGCCAAAACGGAGGAACCUGUCAACCCAGGGAAGACAGCUUUACCUGCCAGUGUCUGCCCAGGUUUCUGGGAACGUUCUGCGAGAUCGACACUAACCCCUGCGGUUCCAAUCCUUGCCUCAACGGCGGAACCUGCCGCAACCUCAACGGAAACUUUCAGUGCCACUGCCCUCCCGGUCUGAGCGGCAAACGCUGCGACUACGGGCGUUACUGCAACCCCAAUCCCUGUCGCAACAACGGCGUGUGCGAGGAGGGCACCGCCAAUCCCAUCUGCAAGUGCCCCGGAUUUCACGGAGAGUUGUGCCAGUACGACGUCGACGAGUGCCAAAAUAACCCCUGCGCUUCCGGAGCCACUUGCGUCAACGUGCACGGCGCCUUCCACUGUCGUUGUCCGCCCAACAUGACGGGAUCGCUGUGCACGGAGCACAUUUACGUAACUUCCGUAACUUCGUCCAGUUGGAACACGACGAUAGAAGAAAUAGUCGGAAUAGCCCUAGUUAUAUUUAUUAUUUUUCUAUUGGCCUUGAUGCUAGUUUGUUGUUGGAGAUACAGGUACAAAAGGUACCGACAGAGACCCAAUAACCAGAACGUCGAUCUCCCCGGACGCAACGAAUUUUUACUGAAGAAUCCGGUGGGAGAAAAAGAAAACUUGCAGAGAUAUAACAAAAUUACCAAUUUAGAGGUGACGACUAACUUUGCCACUCCCCCGCUUCCUCCCCGUCCCUCGUCUUACACUCCGACCACGCAGGAGUCUUUGACCACGCUGAACAACUUCGACAGAGUCCGUAGUUAUGGCAGUGCCGCCGACGAUCUCGAUCACGUGCCCCGGUACGCCGGCGACGUACAGCACAACGUCAACCGCACUUUACCCGUCAGCAUCGCCCCUAAUCUACCGCCUCUUCCCUCUUCUAACUCGGCCUCCGACAGCGAGUCUCUGCGCAAAAACAAUUGGGAACGCGACAACAGCAACCUCAACGAUAAAGUAUUCGAGGACAAAAUCCAAAUAGAUUUAGUCAAGCCAAAAUGCAAAGUUCUUUCGGCGUUGCAUCCUACACCCGCCGUGCCUUCCCGCGGUCCAUCCAGUCUGGGCGUGUCGUCGGCCGCCGCUACCAAUUCCGCCGACGACUUACCAGCCAAUCCACGGCACGGAGCGAAGAAAGAAAACAGAGAAGAUCUCCACUGGGACUACUCGGACUGGACUGCAGAUUCUGGCCGGCGCGACGCUUCCCACCGCCGACGUUCCCAAGAUUCGCGUGCCGACAGCCGGCGCCUCCGACUCCCUCCCCCGGCGGCGGGGGGAAAGUCCCCGGUCGACCCGCCCCGCCCUCCGGAUUCGCCACCCGAAACCGAAGACCCCGACCUUCCCGACUCCUACGUCGGCGACUCUGAAUACAACGACGAGGAAGCGGAUGCCGUCCGGACGACGGCCGCUCCCGACUUCCGGCGGCUGCUGUCCGACCUGGAGUUUGCGGACGACGGAGUGGACACUCCUUCUCCCUCGCCCGACAAGUACCGCAGCCACCCCGACAGGUACCUGCCCGCCCACUUCCCCUCCUCCGACACGAGUCCCGACUCCUCGCUCCGCCCCGGCGACGAGGACGAGGUGGUUCCCUACGGAUUUCCCUGUCAGGGACGUCGGACUUUCCACCCCGAGACGGAGAACGGCGAUCCCGCCUCGGCUCUGGAUUCGCUGUCGCUGUCGGUGGGCGGUUACGCCUCCACCGACGCCUCCUACUCCGACGUUUCGGGCGCCGUCUGCGAGAUCGACGACAGCGACGCCGACUGCGAGGCGGCGGGCAGGCGGAUGCCCCGCCUCUUUCGGGACAGGACCACGUCCACCGCAGUGUGAGGCGGUGCCCGAACUUCCUUUUUUCUUCUUCUUCCGGUCGCCCCCGGGGGCGGGCGGCCGGCCUUUUUAUAAGCCGAAGGUUAGACGGAAGGAGUCGUUAGCACUUUUUUUAUCGUCGCCCGACAUUUUAAACUCUUGAACUUUUUACCGACGCGCGUUUUGCCAAAUUCUUUCCUAUUACGAUUUUUGUAGCGGAGAAUCCGCCGAAAACCCACUGCCUUUCGAAUCGGGUCCGUCGAUUUCCGUCGGUAGACGAAACGUGCGUAGAAGAUAUUUAAGAGUCGUUUACUACCUACUUUAUGUAUAUUGCCACUUUAUGUAAAUAUGGCUGUCGAAUACAUCGGACAUUCCAUCCACUUCUCUGUGUGUGUCUGUCUCUCUCUGCCGUUCGGAUUGAUCCCACUUAACGCCUAACGUCAUAUACAUCCUACAUCGGAGGCCGUCCCCCGAAAAUACCUAAAAAUAAUUUUUGCCGUCGGAAAUUCUCUUGCGGAAGCGUCUUUAUCGUAGUUUUUCCACCCGGACUGUACGCGGAAACAGGUUUUAUCUCCACGCUCCCGUGGAAAAGUGUCCUUGCCUUUAAGUCUCCACCUCCGGUCUACACCACCCUGGCGAUACGUGCCCGGCGGAAUUGCCGAAGAAUCUGCGCCACCGGUUGCAGUUUUCGUCGUAUUAUACGAUAUUUACCCGUUUUAUCUGUCGUUUUCGCCCAUUAAGGCAUUUAUCGCCUUAUUUUUAUUUUCAAUUACGCGUAUCCGCUGUUGGAGUUUAUCGUUCGGGAUCCGGUAAGGCAUUAAUUGGCUUUCCAUUGUUUCUACCGGGAAAAAUUCCAUUCCACUUCCGACCGUUUGGGGUUCGAACGAGCUCGGAAGUAAGGGGCAAGCAAACGUGAUUGUGCGUACGUAUUAUAUUCACGGUGGGAAAUCUUUACCGGUAUACGAGUAUAACGUAUUGUGUAACGUUUGGCCGCGUGCAGUUUUUUUACACUUUAACGAUUUUAACAUUUUAAGCUAAACACCCGGUCUUAGACCCAGCGGGUGGGCUUUUUUACCGUCUAGGCCAAAUCCGCGCGUGGUAUUAACUGAUCGGCCCGGCGUGCGCGUCCGGGAGCCGCGCAGGUUCGACCUUCGGACUACGAUGCGGGUGCGGAAGAGGAAUCUUGUCGGUUUCUUAUUGGCCGAAUCUUUCCGGCUCAUCGGAUCCCGGGAGGCCAAAAUGUGGUUUCCGAGAAAACCCCGCUAUAAUUUACGCGCCGGUGGCCAAAAUUUCAAAUUAUUCCUUUGCCUAUCCCGGCGGUAAUCGUAGGAAUAAUUUGAAAAUUUCUCCGGAUGGGGGUAGGGAUAGGCGGCGGGUGUUAUCUUUGAAAUUUUGUUUUCGCGGAGGCCGUCCAAAGUUUAAAACAAUUUUGUUUUUUCAUAAUUUCCCCGGAUUAACCCGCGUUUAAGAGUUUCCCGAAUUUAAUGACUGCAGCCUCAAAAGACGGGACUCUCGGCUCAGUUUUAAAAAAGAACUGGAAACACUAUACCGGAAGGCGCUCUUUUUAUCGCAUUUCCCAUCUCCUCUUCCUAAUUUCGGUCGGACGUAAAACGCCCAUCGUUGAUAUAAACGUUUACAUUUGUUAAUUUCCGGUAAAGAGUUUAAGCCUUGACCGAUACCGCUCUCCUGGCGUGGCUGACGUGCGGCACUCCUCUUCGUAAUGCGGUUUCUUAUUGUACUGUACUGUACGUAAUAUAAAAGCUUCCUGCACGGCUUAUGUCCCUGAAGAUAUUUCGUACGCCGCCCAGUGGAGAUAUCGGAGUGUUGGGGCCUCGUUAUCCGGGCCGUCGAUACAGGCUUCUAUCGUAAUUGGUGUCGUUUUCACGCCCCUGGUGAUUACGUAUUUUUUUUCGCUUUGUCGCGCCUUAUCGUAGGAUGUUUCCGGUAUAAUAAACGAGCCAACGAAAAUUUAACUUUUAUCUGCUGUGUCGACAAACAACCACGUUAACAUUUACCGCGGUCGUUUGGAUUUUAUCUUUGUCCGAUUUGCCUUACCGCGAUAUACCGGCCUUUAAAUAGUACCGAGGGAAUGCGGACGAGAGUAGGAACCGCAUGUUUUGUCUUGUUUUUCGUGGUGUUGGUAACGUUAAACGUAUCGAUGGAUAAAGCUGAUGGCGAAUUUUACUAAGGAUUCUUACUUAUUUUCCUGUGUUUAGAACUCGAGUUUCUGCGUUAAAUACGUAUGUCGUUCUUUCGAUUAUAUUACUAAUGCCAAUCGUUUACCGCUGCGAACACGAUACCAUUAACCUAGCCGGCGUAACGUAAAAAGUACCCUUUGGGACGAGAGUACAAAUCAGCACUCUUGCCCCCCAAAUUACUGUUUAGUAAUACAGUAUUAAUAAAGUGUAAUUGGUUCAACUAGCUUGGUUAAUUGAACCUAUCCAUUUCGUUAAAUUAAGAUCGGCAAAUUCAAUUUAAAUUCAUUUUUAUAAUCGAGAUGGGUUGAUGAUAACGGUUAGGAGUUGAAAAAUUCCCCUAUGGGAAAGUGGAAAAGGAUUAACGUCUUAAUGUUCGAAUUUAUAUUUAUGAAUGUUUCUGGAAGAUCCGACUUAACCUAAAUUGCCAAACCAUCGCCUAAAUAUCGGGCUAUUAUAUGGCUACUUAAAUCAUUAGAAUAAAGCAAUUUGUCAUAGGAGGUAGGCGUUAGGCGCCAUCUCGUAAGUAAAUUAAUAAUUAAAAUUAAAUAAAUAAAUAAUUAAAUUAAAUUUAGAACUUUCUGGAAUAAAAGCUGGCCCGGGACGGGGCUUGAACCCGCAACCUCCGCUUGCUGUGCGGUGCGCUA
Molecule: messenger RNA, 5431 nt
Organism: Centruroides sculpturatus (bark scorpion)
Lineage: Eukaryota; Metazoa; Arthropoda; Arachnida; Scorpiones; Buthidae
Product: fat-like cadherin-related tumor suppressor homolog
Exons: 7
Coding region: 73-2613 (846 amino acids)
Biological process (GO): Notch signaling pathway
Molecular function (GO): calcium ion binding; Notch binding
Source: RefSeq, a predicted model, not a curated record